Messenger RNA from Daucus carota subsp. sativus, 635 nucleotides. RefSeq names its product early nodulin-75. The record is from RefSeq and is a predicted model, not a curated record. The coding region runs from base 32 to 508 and encodes 158 amino acids. Lineage: Eukaryota; Viridiplantae; Streptophyta; Magnoliopsida; Apiales; Apiaceae. The transcript is spliced from 2 exons.
UUACUCUUGUGUCUGAACACAAGGCCUGAACAUGGAGAAGUCUGUUGCAUUCCUUUUCACAGUCUUGCUGCUUCACUCCUACGUCCUCUCCACUGCCGCAAGUGGCAGGAAAUUGUUGGAAGAAAAGAUGGUGGUGGCACGGAGGCUGAACGCGGUGAACAUGAAAGACUAUGAUCCAGCAGAGGCCAAUCCGAAACAUGACCCUAGCCGUAAUCCUGAUUUCGACCAUCCCACGGACCCUCAUGACCAGCCUCCGCAUCAGGCUGACCCUCCCCGUCCAGCUGACCCUCCACACCAGGCUGAUCCUCUCCGUGACACCCAGCCGCCGCAUGAGAGCACUGAUCCUCCCCGCGUGGCCCAGCCGCCGCAUGAGAGUGCUCCAUUCAAUGAUCGGUCUAGUAUAUUACAUCAUCCUCACCAUCAACGACACCCGAAGCCAAUGCAAACUCAAGCACCAGUACUGAAUAUCCCGGUUCCAGCAACAAUAAAUACUGGAAGCCAACCUUGAUAUCUAUACAUUUAACAGAAUAAAUAAAUAUUGUUAUUAAGUCGAUAUGAAAAAUCAUUGAAAUCCGUUGGUGUUCUGAUUGUACCAAUUCAAUGUAUUUAUUUGGUCCUAUGAAUACAUGCGGUGA